Messenger RNA from Symbiodinium natans, 3435 nucleotides. NCBI's taxonomy places the organism in Eukaryota, Dinophyceae, Suessiales, Symbiodiniaceae. The record is from the annotation of a GenBank genome assembly.
AUGGCUGCAGGCUCCGCUGCGCCAGUGGCUUCCGCCGCGGCCCCGCCAAAACCAAGCACGUCACAGUCUUCGCACGACAAGAGAGACGCAGCUGACAAAGAGGUGCGAGAGAUCCUGGAGACGCCAAGCCGAGUGUCUGAUCAGGAGAAGAAGCCUCUGAUGUACGCAGCUGCAAGCUCAACCCCGAUCCUGCGAGACUGCAACUUUGGUGGUGUGAUCUGUGAGCUGUUGGUGGUGGAGGCCGUGCGGGAGUAUUUGCAGUUCCAUGGCCUCCAGGAAACCUUGGAUGCUAUGGAUCGAGCUCUGGGCAAGACGCGGCUCCCUGCGUUGUUUCAGGUGGCUGAAGCAGCUGGUGCAGGAGUGGACGACACAUCGGAGCGCCUGGUGGAUGGUCACACCGAGCUGGCGGUGAUCAAGGCUCUCUGUGAGUUUGACGAUGGGAAGAAGGAUGCUUUCUUUGACCUCUGGAAGCACCUGGUGCCCUCUCCAAGUGCGAGCCCACUCGGGUGUUCCUUGGAGCUUCGGCUGCACGUCUACUUUGGCACCUACCUGACGCGUAAGGCGCUCGAGGAUGCUUCUGGGAAUGAGUCCGGGGCCGGCGGAGUGCCCGUGUCCGAUCCUGACUUCACGGAUCUCAAGGCAUUUCUCGCUACCAGACCUUCAGCAGGCGCAGAUGCGACUCAGCAAAGCUUGUCUCCUCUCUAUGCGCUUCCCUUCGUCCCGCGGCCCCAGCAAAAUGCUGCGCUGCGAUUUAUUUUCGAGGAGCCAUGGUCGCAAAAAUUGCGAACAGAUCUCCAGGCGUUCUUAAUGGCACAUGCCAGCACUCGACAUGCACCUUUCUUGAGACACUUGGCCGGUGCUCUUAUCAUGUCCUCGUGCCCAGCGGCCUCCCCGCCACAUGCCAGUUGGCAUGAAAUGCUCCGAAUAGCGGAUCUGGGCUUGUCGGCUGCCAGCCAAGCCAUGGCGCGGAAUCAGAUGUUUGGGAAGCCGCAGUCUCAGUCAGGCCAACAACCUGCUUCGCUGCAGUCGGCUGGGGGUUCGCAACCGCAGGAUCCCCAGCAGAUGGUGGCCUUGCUCAGUGUUGCUGGCAAGGUCCAGCCCGAAUUGCUGAAGCAGGCGCUCGAAGCCCGACGCAGACUCGGCAAGGUGGUUUGCCGGCCCGAGGAUGCUCCAGCGCCUGCGCCGCAGGAGAUCCCUGGGUCCAUGCGGCCUUCCAUCCAGAGCCUGAUCCGUGCUCAAAGUUGUGACCUGGAUGUCCCGCAGGGCGUCUCCAGCCCGAGUCAGGGCGUCCCUGUCUAUCAGGAUCACUUGUGGCCCAUGUCGCGAGAAGCCUUGCGGGGAAGCUCUGCCUCCAGCCUCAAUGCUUCGCACUCCAACCCCAACGCCAGGCGGCUUCAUUCUGCGAGGAGCAUUGAGUCGCGGGCUCGCACAGCCACGGCGCUGCUUCCCGUGCCUCCAGCACUGGACUUUGGCCGAAUAUCCGCGCUCAUCAACCGGGAAGUGAGCGAGGAGCAGGUCGAAACACCGCCCCUCCUGGCGGUGCUGCGGGCGGUCCUGAGGCGCUUAGCACUGGCCGACGAGCCGAUCCGGCCCCGGCGUGCCUUCCUCGCGGCCUUCGCGUGCUUCGGCGCCCUCCGGGCGCUGGCCCUGAGGCUCCGAGAGAUGGUACACGGUGGAGAUGCGCCGCUUCUGGAGAUGUCCCUGGCUGUCAUGGGCGUUUGUGCCUGUGAGGUGGUCGGACGACGGGAGAUCGAGGCGGCAGAGGCCCAGGGCAGCGGAUGCCUCUCAACAUUGAUCUCGGUUGUCAGCUUGCCAGAUCGAACGUUGGCGCAUAUGCAUUGCCUCGCUGUUCUACAGCGACUUUCCCUGCGAGGGCAUCUGCAGUCCAAGAUGAUUCAGCUUGGUGCUUUGGAUGUCGUCCUCAAGCUGCUUGAGUCAGUGCGAAGGGUGGAAGGAGAUGCAGACAGCAAUAGCAGCGGUCAAGGAUGGUGUCGACUGGGUCCUGGAGAGGGCCCAGAAACGCCGGACUUUUCUAUCGAGUUCACCUCAGCGCUCCUCAUGAACCUCACGCUCCGUUCGGCCGGGCGGCGACGGUGUGCAGAUCUGGGAGCAUAUGGCAUUCUCGUAGGCUUGAUCGAGCAUCCGAACCCGCAGGUUCGAACACACAUCAAUGGGACGCUCUACACGCUGCUUGGAGUGAGUGCGAUCCGGGCAGAAGCGCAGCAGAAGGGCGCUGAGGCGGUCUUUCGCUCCGCGCUGAAGCGAGUCGGACCUGACAAUGACCUCCUCCAGAGGCAGCUGGAGUUCUUACUGCAUCAGCUCAGCCGAGCUGCCAGCGAGAAUGAAAGCGACGGGGAGGACUCGGAAGAGGACACAGCGGACCCGAAGCUGGAGGGCGACGCCGACGACGGCGACAACUUCUUGGAUGAGGAGGAGCUUGCUGCUCACUUUCAUCUCACAUCCACUGCCCUUGUGCAAGGUGAUGGAAUCCCGCAGGCAGAGGUAGACGCCAUUGCAGAGAUGGCCUCUACUGAGGCAGCCGCAGCAGAGGAGGCCCUGCGCUGCUUCCGCGCCAGCGCUGCAGUGGCCGAUGCGCAGCACCAGAAGUUCCACGCCUACAUCGCCCGCAGUUAUCGGAUGAUGUCGCCAAAGCGGCGUGGCCACUCCUCGGACCGCUUGAUGUCUCCGCUGUCGCCGCCCAUGCUGUCGCCAACUCCUUCGCCCGAACCAGGUGCUCUGUCUGCCAACGAGUCGCCUGUGAAGAUGCCUAUGCGGACGCCGGCCGAGGAGGCAAACGCGCUGCUGGAAGCUUCGACCAGUGAAAAGUCACCAGAUGCUCUGGGGUCUCUCUCCCCUAGCACUGGCGAUGAGAAGCCGCAAUCGGCGUCGCCUGCACCUACAACGGAAGGGCAGGCACCUCGGAGCGGCCCGACAAAACCGGCAAAAAACACAGAAGGAGCGCUCAUGAAGGCUGCGGAGCAAGCCCAAGGCCCUCGACGGAAGCCGCGAGAGCAAGCCGUGAGCCAAGAGCGUCCGACAUCCAGGUCGGAGAAUUCCGAGGCUGGUCCAGGCGGCCGUGGCGCGCGAUCGGGACCUGCACAAGGCCGCGGCCGUGGUCGAGGAAGUCAGGGUGCACCUGGCUCCGUGACAAAGUCGGCGUCGCUCCCACCCGUGCCGGAGAGCAAGGCUACUCCCGGUGGACGUGUUGCACCGUCUGCCAACCGGCCCAGUCCCAUUAGGUCGCGCUCGGAAGCUCCCCGGCGAAGCCAACAGGCUCAAGCAGCAGCUGCGAUUGAAGCGGCAGCAGCUAUUGGCGAGGAGCGCGGCUUUCGCAGGCCGAAGAAUGGAACCAGCUUGGAGAGGCAAUCAAAUAACGCGAGGCCAAGGGAAUCUGCAAGCCCUCAGUUGCCACGCUUGCCGACGAAGAGGCGCUGA